AUGUGUUUCAACUUUAGCAUAAAUUCUGUUUCGAAAUCAGCCAUUUUUUUUCUCGCUUCGAACUUUCAACAUGCAAAAAAAUGUAUUAAUUUAAGUUAUUUUAUUCAUUCACCUGCACCAAAAGAUAGAAAGAAGUUAUUGACUCUUAAAGUCAAAAUUUCGAAGCAUUACCCAUUUCAAGAUCCAAUACUCUACAAGAAAAAAACUUUAGGAGGUAAACAAUAA
Molecule: messenger RNA, 225 nt
Organism: Clunio marinus
Lineage: Eukaryota; Metazoa; Arthropoda; Insecta; Diptera; Chironomidae
Source: the annotation of a GenBank genome assembly